This is a messenger RNA of Saccostrea cuccullata (small rock oyster), 1211 nucleotides long. RefSeq names its product C-type mannose receptor 2-like. The transcript has 9 exons. The record is from RefSeq and is a predicted model, not a curated record. Lineage: Eukaryota; Metazoa; Mollusca; Bivalvia; Ostreida; Ostreidae. Gene Ontology annotation, molecular function: signaling receptor activity. The annotation marks the transcript as partial.
ACAUAUAUUCUCGGUGAAAUGCCAGUUGUUGGAGCCACAGACAGAUUUUUCUGGACAGGUCUGACCAAACAGGCCACUGGUUGGGGCUGGUUUAACGGAGAUACGUAUUUACCACAAUAUGUAAACUGGGCAACAGAACCAGACCACAUCAACAAUAACGAAGAUUGUGCAAUACUAAAAGUAGAUGGAACCUUUUCUGAUCAGGAUUGUAGUAAACCGUUUAACUAUAUCUGUUACAAGGAAUCUAAAAGUGUACACACGGAAUAUUACAUGGGGUGUGGAGGAUGGGUGAGGGCCAACAACAAAUGCUACCAGUUUUAUGACAAACCUUGGUCCACAUACACACAGGCCCGAUCUAAUUGUCAACAGCUGGGAGGCGACCUCCUUAAAAUUGACUCAAUAGAUGACAGAUAUUGGCUAGAACAACAGAUGGUUAUGAACGGUCAUUACUCUAUGUACUUCACUGGACUGAAUGAUCAGGCAAAAGAAGGUGACUAUAGGUGGGCUGAUGGCACUCCAUAUAACGUGUCUUUUGUAAACUGGAACCAGGAGCCCAAUGCAUGGAACGGAAACGAGGACUGUGCGGCGAUCACCGCAGAUUACAACUGGAACGAUGAAGACUGUACCAUAUCCUUCCAGUAUAUCUGCGAAUACCCAAAUCUUAAUCAAGGUGACUGUCCUCCUGGGUGGAAGCAGAGAAGUGAUAAUUAUGAAUGCUACUAUUUCUCUGCCGCAAAUGAUUCUAGAAACUGGUUUGAGGCGAAGACUAAAUGCUAUAGCAUGACAACAGAUGUCAACCAACCUUCUAAAUUAGUAGCCGUCAACGAUCAAGAAGAAAUGCAAUGGCUUCAAACCACAUUACCAACUGUACCUAUAGCUACUAGUGGACGAAGACAGUUCUGGACAGGACUGAAUGACAGGAAUGUAGAGGGCGUUUGGACCUACCCAGACAAGACCGACAAUCCACCCAAUAAUAUUGUCAUAAAUUGGCAUGGCGAGCCUGCAGAUCCUGAUGGUACCAAAGACUGCACCUGGUUAGGGUUUGGAGGAAGAUACAUUACUUUAAACUGUAACCAGAAAAUAGGCUUUAUCUGCUCCAAAUACGCUCAGGGUUUUGGUGGUGGUGCUGGGUAUAUUCGUCCAUCCAUCACGUUAAUCAUAAGUCUACUAUUAUCUUUUUUCACCUUUUGUCGAUGAUAGAACGAUUAGUU